UGUGGUUCAAAUGUUGAAUGGUUGGACAGCACCUGGAUUUUCCCAGAGGCCUCUUUCAGAAGAGGGGGCUUUUCAUCCCUGGGGAGAGUAGGCUUAUUCUCGACUCUGCUCGCUUCUACAAUGCAGCUUCCAGCAAGGAGUGUGGGAUAGUGCCAGCUGUGGUGGUGACAUUUCACGUGAUUCAAGCAAAUGUCAGCUAGGAGUUAGCUUGAGAUGACCUAUUUAUUUCAUUUAGGUUGCGCAGCGGGUGUUGCUGGCAGUGAUUUGCAGACCGGAUUGACCUGUCCUGGAGUAGAUGAGGUAGAAGCUAAAACAAGCUAAAACUGUCCCUAUUUCUUGCCAGUUCUCUGAAAUACGGAGCCUUCCUUGAGCAGUGAAAGGAAGCGGAGCGGAUAGUGCUGCUCUUGCCAGAGGCAAGGGCUGGAAGCAAAGUGACUUUGGCAUGUUCUUGUAGAGGCUUUCUGCAUUUUGGUUUUCUGGGGAAUCGGAGGUGCUCCAGUCAACUGUCCCUUGCUUAGACUUUCUUUUAGGAAGGUUAGCUAAGGACUGAUAAGUUCUCCUGAUAUUUAAUUAUGCUUGUCUUGUCUGACUAGUAAAGCUGGGAUGUAAAGGCUGCCCGAUAUACCUCUGUAUUCCCGGGAUGCUUCGGAUGGGGGGAAAUAGCCACACCUCCAAAGAGCCCUCAGGCAGAAAAAUGCCUGAGGCACUCCCAGAGCAGCACAGGCUGCUAGUCUUAGCAUCUGCCCUUCUUCUAUCACUCUGGAUAUUUAAACUGAGUUUUUAAUCUUCAUUCCUUCAGAUAAAAAGUGCAGUUCUCUCAACUCAGGAGUUCAUUGGCAAAACUGAAAGCAGAUAAUCCCUGGGAACUACUCUGCAGUCUGGCUUCUGCUAAUACCAGGCACAAUGGCUACAGUAGCCCAGAAGCACUUUUUGGAAGGGCAGACGUACUCAGUCCCCCUGAUCCAACCAGACUUACGCAGGGAGGAGGCUGUUCAGCAGGUGGCAGAUGCACUUCAGUAUCUGCAAAAGGUGUCGGGCGAUAUCUUCAACAGGAUCUCUCAGCGGGUGGAGGCCAGCCGGGCACAGCUUCAGGCAAUUGGUGAGAGAGUCACGCUUGCCCAAGCGAAGAUUGAGAAGAUAAAGGGCAGCAAGAAGGCUAUUAAGGUAUUUUCCAGUGCCAAGUAUCCAGCCCCUGAACGACUGCAGGAGUACAGUUCAAUUUUUGCUGGUGCAGAAGACCCAGGUAAACAGAAAUGGCCAAGACACAAGAUUCAGAGCAAACACCGAGUGCUGGAUGAGAAAGCUCUGCAGGAGAAGCUCAAGUAUUUCCCUGUGUGCGUGAGCACCAAAAUUCACCAGGAGGAUGAUGCAGAAGAAGGCCUUGGCAGCCUCCCCAGGAACAUCAGCUCCCUCAGCUCCCUGCUGCUAUUCAACACCACUGAGAACCUGUACAAGAAGUAUGUUUUCCUGGAUCCUCUGGCUGGAGCAGUGACCAAGACCCAUGUGGCUCUGGAAACAGAGACAGAAGAGAAGCUCUUCGAUGCUCCUCUCUCCAUCACCAAAAGGGGACAGCUGGACCGACAGGUAGCUGAAAAUUACUUCUACGUGCCAGAUCUGGGCCAGGUCCCUGAGAUUGAUGUGCCGUCCUACCUGCCAGACCUGCCUGGCAUUGCUGCAGAUCUCAUGUACAGUGCUGAUCUGGGCCCCGGCAUCGCACCAUCUGCCCCUAGCAGUGCUAUUCCAGAGCUGCCCACUUUCAACACUGAGUCAGUGGAGCCUUUGCAACCAGACCUUCAAGAUGCUGAGCUAUUGCCGCCUCCUCCCCCACCACCUCCCCCACCACCUCCUGUUAUGCCAACUACUGUGCCUCCUCCGCCACCCCUGCCCCAGCCCACAGCACCCUCUGAGCCAGCCCGGACAGCAAGCGAGGAGAGCAGCAAUGCGGUGCCCGCAGCUUCGGUCCAGGGAGCCCCGAAGGAGGUGGUGAACCCCUCUACUGGGCGUGCCAGUCUCCUGGAGUCCAUCCGCCAGGCCGGUGGCAUCGGGAAGGCCAACCUCCGCAGUGUCAAGGAGAGGAAGCUGGAGAAGAAGAAGCAGAAGGAACAAGAGCAAGUGAGAGCAACAGGACAAGGUGGAGAUUUGAUGUCAGACCUCUUCAACAAACUGGUGCUGAGGCGCAAAGGUAUUUCAGGGAAAGGGCCGGGAGCCUCCGGAAAUCCCGAUGCUCCUGGAAGUCCUGCUGGUGCCUUUGCUCGUAUGUCGGACUCAAUACCACCCCUCCCACCGCCACAGCAGCCCACGGGUGAGGAGGAUGAGGAUGACUGGGAGUCAUAGAUGGGGUCAGUUGUGCAUCAGUGUGAAUCCCAGGACUCUUGAACUAAGCACCUUUGAGAUACACCAGCCUGUGGAAGUACCUCCUGGAGGGUGGGCACUGGCAUGGCAGGGGGACCCUGACGUUUCUUCUUGAAGAAAGCGGGAGCAACAGGAGCUAACCGCUGCUGAGGUUAUAGUUACCAGUGAGGGUUUUUCUUCUGCUGUCUGCUAUUCUCCACCCCAAAUACUACAUUCCAUCUCAAAUGCUGCUGCUGUGACUGGUGACGACUGCAAAAGCCUCUCUUGCAGGCAAACAGCCCUUGCCUCAUUUGUCUCCUUGCGGCUUGCUUGCUGAAGCUCCUGUUUGCUUGGUUGUUGCUAGAAGAGAGAAUGAGAGCGUGUGUGUCCCUUCAUGGAGGUUUAAUUCCUGGUGCCUCUGCACGCAGUGGUUUCUUUCUCUACCCGGCUUAUGGUAAUUCUUUGCCUGUUGCUGCCUGAAAAAUGUCAAUAAAGUUGAAGGAAGCA
Aptenodytes forsteri (emperor penguin) is the source of this 2838-nucleotide messenger RNA. It is a transcript of the gene WASHC1, whose product is annotated as WASH complex subunit 1. Gene Ontology annotation, biological process: exocytosis; Arp2/3 complex-mediated actin nucleation; retrograde transport, endosome to Golgi. The coding region runs from base 904 to 2334 and encodes 476 amino acids. The record is from RefSeq and is a predicted model, not a curated record. Lineage: Eukaryota; Metazoa; Chordata; Aves; Sphenisciformes; Spheniscidae. The transcript has 11 exons. Gene Ontology annotation, molecular function: actin binding; alpha-tubulin binding; gamma-tubulin binding. Gene Ontology annotation, cellular component: recycling endosome; early endosome; WASH complex.